CUUCUCGCCAGUGGUUCUGUGGAUGAAGGCGAAUGGGAGCUGGCAGAGAGCGGUCGGCACAUUCAUUUGACCAGGAUUUAUGUUCAUCUAGGCAGCAAUAUACGGGUCACGCGAAUGACAUUUAAAGCAAACCCUGGACUGGGUUACGAUGAGCUCAGCGUGUAUCCUAAUAUGAUUUAAUUUUUUUUGUUUCGCAGUGUUGUAUUAUUAGUGUAGUAAUCUAAGACUAGGACGUUAUUUGCAUCAAGUCCCAUCGCAGAAUAAACAUGGACGAAGAUAACCGAGUGCCUGAAGAUCUCUCGCAUGAAGAGAGAGAUGAACUUUCCAACAUUAGACGGAGAAAAAAAGAGCUGCUAGAUGACAUUGAGCGAUUAAAGUAUGAAAUCUCAGAAGUCAUGGCAGAGAUUGAACAUUUAACGUGUGUCAGAGAGACCAAAAGCACUCAGAGGAACAAGCAGAUUGCUGUCGGAAGAAAGAAAUUUAAUAUGGAUCCUAAAAAGGGAAUCCAAUUUCUUUUGGAGAAUGAUCUUCUGCAGCACACACCUGAGGACAUCGCACAGUUCCUCUAUAAAGGCGAAGGCUUAAACAAAACUGUCAUAGGAGAUUAUUUAGGGGAACGAGAUGACUUCAACAUUAAAGUUUUGCAGGCGUUUGUGGAGCUUCAUGAGUUUGCUGAUCUCAACCUGGUGCAAGCAUUGAGGCAGUUUUUGUGGAGCUUUAGACUUCCUGGUGAAGCACAGAAAAUUGACAGAAUGAUGGAGGCCUUUGCCGCUCGAUAUUGCCAGUGUAACCCCGGUGUCUUUCAGUCCACAGACACAUGCUAUGUUCUCUCGUUCUCCGUCAUAAUGCUCAACACCAGCUUGCAUAACCCUAAUGUCAGAGACAAGCCCACGGUGGAAAGGUUCAUAUCCAUGAAUCGGGGCAUCAACGAAGGAGGAGAUCUGCCCGAGGAGCUGCUCAGAAAUUUAUAUGAAAGCAUCAAGAAUGAGCCUUUCAAAAUUCCUGAAGACGACGGGAACGAUCUAACCCACACGUUCUUUAAUCCGGACAGAGAGGGAUGGCUGCUAAAACUAGGGGGGAGAGUAAAGACCUGGAAGAGGAGGUGGUUCAUUUUGACAGAUAACUGUCUGUAUUACUUUGAAUAUACAACAGACAAAGAGCCUCGGGGGAUCAUUCCACUGGAGAAUCUUAGUAUAAGGGAGGUGGAGGAACCAAGAAAACCAAAUUGCUUUGAGCUCUACAACCCCAGUCAUAAGGGGCAAGUAAUUAAGGCAUGCAAGACAGAGGCUGAUGGGAAGGUGGUGGAGGGGAAUCACGUGGUUUACAGAAUAUCCGCACCCACGCCGGAGGAGAAAGAAGAGUGGAUCAAAUCCAUCAAGGCAAGCAUUAGCAGGGAUCCUUUCUACGACAUGUUGGCUACUAGGAAACGGCGAGUGGCUGCUAAAAAGUGAGCCGUAGACUUUCGGAGUUGGGGUUUAAUAAUCACUCUACAAGCGGAAAACUUCACACGGGAUCCUGAAGGUCGCAGGGGGUAAAAGACAGAGACGUGAGCUCUCUGAGGACAAAGAAGGACACGAUUUUAAAAAUGAUGGGGUCUGUAUAGGCCCUAAAUAUUUAUCUUCAAACAUAUUGUGUGGGGAGAACAAUGAUGAUGAUGAUAAUGCAAUUGUAUGCUGAAUGUAUGUUUGUCAGAAAUAACUGCGUUAAGAGUGAUGAACGAUUCGACUUCGAUAAGGUAUCCGCUUAUGUCAUGUGACGGACUAAUAUAGAGUAACCAGCGCCUCCUGGUGCUUACAACUGGAACUGCUACCGCACAUUUCCAGGGAUCCUUAUGGAGAUGUUCUCAAGCUAAAAGUCAAAAUUUAAGCUCUGGCAAUGUUUAGAUGUGGAUGCAAUGUAUGUAAAGUGUACCAAACUACUGGUGAUGUCAGUUCAGAAGUAGUCUAUGGAUACAGAAAAUUGAUUGAUAUGGCAGGGAUUCAUGCUGAAAACUUUUUAUUUAGUGCUAUGUAAUAUCAAAUAUUGUCUUAAUUGCAGUAGUUUUAAAUGAUUUUAUUUUCAUUUGCAUCACAUCAUUAUCAUCCAAAUCAGCAGGACUGGUUGCAUUAAUUGGACGAGAAAAUUAUUCAGAUUAUAUUUAUUAUGUUUCUAAUGUUCCUUAAUAGGCAUAGUAGUAUAUAUCAAUUCUGACAUUCUUUUAUUGCUAAUAUUAUUUGAUGUCUUUUUGAGAAUAAUCCAAACUCUAUAGUUUACAUCCUUAUGGAUUCACCUUUUGAUUUAAAAGUUUUUUUUAUAAGUAUUUUGUUGUAUUUAUGUAGUAAUGCCAAUGUAAACCUAUAUUGUUUGGUUUUCGCUAUGUCUGUAAAUAGCACACACACACACACACACACACACACACAAAUAAUAUCAGAAAAGCCAUAAUUAUUUUUUGUCAUUUGAACUAUUUUGGAAAGUCCAUUUAUCUAAAACUGAUGUAUAUGCAAUUUUUGUACACAGCUACUCAGCUGAGACCUUUUAAGUGAAGGCUGUAUGGCUCUGCAAAACGUGAACCUCAUUUAUUCACAUAGUUUAUUUGAAAGUGUAAAGGAAAUACUUAUAGAUACACUGCAAAAAGAUGAAUCAAAAUGAUUUCAAUUAAAUUAACCACGGUCCACUGUCACCACUGUCCAGUUCCACAUAGGACAGCAAUAAUAGUCAUAGUGAAAUAUAGAGAGUAUGAUUUAUGACACAUAAAUGCAACAAACAACGAGGCCCCCUUUUCUAAGUUUACCUGUUAAGACAGACAAUGCAACCAACCCCAUCUGAAAUUUGUAUAAUUUUAUGGAAAGGUUUUGAAAUUGUUUUAUUAUAACAGCUAAUAUGAGUAAAAUAUUGUCACUUGUAUUCUGCUUAACAUUUCUAUGGUAAAUAUGCAGCAUGCUCUGAAGAAUGUGUGUGUGUCAGUAAAUAGUAAUUCAGAUAUAUAAGAUGAAACAGGUUUGUCAUUACUGUCAAUGAAGCCAUUGGCCUUGAACUGAAAACUUCAUCAGCUGACCUAAUAAAACAUUUUUAUGUUGA
Puntigrus tetrazona (Sumatra barb) is the source of this 3057-nucleotide messenger RNA. RefSeq names its product cytohesin 3a (gene cyth3a). Gene Ontology annotation, molecular function: guanyl-nucleotide exchange factor activity. The transcript has 13 exons. Bases 267 to 1451 code for a protein of 394 amino acids. Gene Ontology annotation, biological process: regulation of ARF protein signal transduction. Lineage: Eukaryota; Metazoa; Chordata; Actinopteri; Cypriniformes; Cyprinidae. The record is from RefSeq and is a predicted model, not a curated record.